Xiphophorus maculatus (southern platyfish) is the source of this 1630-nucleotide messenger RNA. RefSeq names its product histone H3.v1-like. Gene Ontology annotation, biological process: ubiquitin-dependent protein catabolic process. Lineage: Eukaryota; Metazoa; Chordata; Actinopteri; Cyprinodontiformes; Poeciliidae. Gene Ontology annotation, cellular component: cytoplasm. The transcript has 4 exons. Bases 27 to 761 code for a protein of 244 amino acids. Gene Ontology annotation, molecular function: ubiquitin protein ligase activity. The record is from RefSeq and is a predicted model, not a curated record.
CCCAAUAGUUGGUGCUGGUGAGGCAGAUGGAUCCAGACAGAGAGGAAGAUGUGUUUUCAGAUGCUGAAGACUCCUUCCCUCUGAGAGAAGACCAGGAAGAAGAGGACAAAGAGGAAGAGGAAGAAGAGGACGAAGAAGAAGAUGCCAGGAUCUUCAACGCCUGGAUGCAGCAGAACAGAGGAGGGGAACAUCAGAAGAAGCAGGUGCAGGAAGAGAAGGAGGAGGAUGAGGAGGAUGUGGAGUCAGAGGGAGGAAGACCUGAAAGCAGGUGCAGCUUUGAGCCGCCGGUCCAGAUGAGGGUUGCCCGCCGCUCGUCUUUGCCCUGUCUGGCCAACCUCUCAUCCAUGCAGCUGUCUCGCCUUCACUCCUCCACAUGUGCUCCAGUAACAGCCAGGGUUUUGCUGCGACGCUCCUCGUCCCGCCGCCUCCUUCCCUCCCCGCAGGAAGCUGCCGUCCCCCCGCUGGAGCGAAGACCCUCGCUCAUACCCACCAUCCCCGAAGCUGUGCCUCCUGAGAGGCGGGGCCAGUUCAGACGACGGAACGUCAUGUCGUUGAGUGAUGCGUACAGCAUGUGUCUGAUCUGUCAUAAUGACUUGAGCCAAGGAUCAGGAGGGACCAGAGAGCUGCAGUGUACACACACCUUCCACAAAGAGUGUAUAGAGGAGUGGCUGUGGAGGAAACAGUCCUGUCCAACCUGUCACGUCCAGGUGUGCGUACCUCAGUCUCUCUACUGGAGCUCCACCAGGGUCAAGGUCCCCUGAGAUAGACUGUCUUCAAACAGGUCCUCUGGUUUCAUUACAGACAUCUGCUACCCAUCCUAUGAACCUUGGCUACAGCUCAGCUGUGACGACAGACUUCUCCCAGGUGAAAGUCUUUCUACCACUACAGGUCUCUGAGAGCGAUCCAUGUCUGUCCCUGUUUACUGGGCUGGAUGAGUUUUUACUGCAAGGCCAACAAGUUCUCUACAGUUCAGCCGCCUGCCUUCAAACCAAACCGCUGGACUCCAUGGCCCUGGUUUUACAUCAGAAAUCAUUUUCAGGUGUUAUCAUUGGUUUUUAAAAGUUUUCCAGUGGAGAACCUUACAGAUCAAUCAAUGACUCAAACUUACCAUGAGUUGAUGGUCAAACCAGUUUCUUCCAGGGGUUGAAACCAGAGGAUUUUCAAAAUUCUUCUUCGGUUGAAGAUCUACUCAGAACUAAAAAACAUUUAAAACCUUCUUGAAACAGGCUUCAUUUUCCUGGCCAAGUAUUUAAAGCACUUUCUCUUUAUUGAGUCAAUAUCUUUAUUUGCCAGCUAAUUUUGUACACUGUUUUCUGGCUAGAUUUGCUUGUCUGUUCAGCAUUUUCAGCUUGUUUCUAAAUGUUCUCAAAGGCUUGAUAAAUAAGAAAAUACUUUUAUGAAAUAAAACUGCAGCUAUGGCUGGAAAACACAACUGCAUAAUGUUGAAGCUGAAUUGCAACCACUGUAACCUCAUUGUAAUUUUUAUUAAUUUUUUUUACAGCUCUAUCAAUGUUAUAAUGUUGUUGUUUUUGUUUGACUGAUUACUUACUGUAUGUACAAACAUGCGUGCUUUUGCUUUAACAUUGUAAAAAACAUCCAAGGAUGCAAAUAGUACUUUUACUUUAAUAAA